Messenger RNA from Sinocyclocheilus anshuiensis, 518 nucleotides. RefSeq names its product antigen WC1.1-like. The annotation marks the transcript as partial. The transcript has 5 exons. NCBI's taxonomy places the organism in Eukaryota, Metazoa, Chordata, Actinopteri, Cypriniformes, Cyprinidae. Gene Ontology annotation, cellular component: membrane. The record is from RefSeq and is a predicted model, not a curated record.
AGUCGAGUGCAGAGGGAAUGAGAUUCACCUGUGGGACUGUCCUCUGUCCCUGAAUAACCACACUGACUGCUCACGCAAGAAGCUUGUUAGACUCACCUGUGCAGGUGUGUCAGUGUCCAUUACUCCUGCCACAACAUCAUCAGAUUCUCCUCCAGUUUCUCCUCCAGUGCGCUCAACAUCAGUCACUCCUUCACAAACUCCUCCAGCAGCGUCUCUCUCUGUACCCCAAGUGCUUGUGAUUGUACUGGGAGGUGUGCUCUUACUGCUCUUAGUGCCACUGCUUAUACUGAUUCAGCAGAACAGAGUGAUGAGGAGAGCUCUCUCUAAGAGGAGACACAGGAUGAUGACUGAGGCCGUUUAUGAGGAGAUUCAGCACAGACACAAUCACUUCACUCAGAGGGGGAGUCUCAUCUCUGAAGAACUGCAUUCUGGGUAUGAAGAUGCUGAUGAGCUUCUCUCAGCAAAGGAGUUCAAGACUGCAUAUUAUGAUGAUGUCACCAAUGGCAGUGGCCUAAAAG